Messenger RNA from Beta vulgaris subsp. vulgaris (sugar beet), 908 nucleotides. RefSeq names its product nudix hydrolase 2-like. Gene Ontology annotation, molecular function: NAD binding; NADH pyrophosphatase activity; ADP-ribose diphosphatase activity. The transcript is spliced from 7 exons. Gene Ontology annotation, cellular component: membrane. NCBI's taxonomy places the organism in Eukaryota, Viridiplantae, Streptophyta, Magnoliopsida, Caryophyllales, Amaranthaceae. The record is from RefSeq and is a predicted model, not a curated record. Bases 142 to 681 code for a protein of 179 amino acids.
UACUGUAGCAAUCAAAAUACUGUAUUCAUAAUCUCUCUCUGAAAGCAUCAGCAAGUAACAGAGGAAGGGAGGAACCUGAAAAAUUAGCAAUCAGUCAAAACUCUCUCUCUCUCAUCUUAUGGAGCUUCAAUUAUCUCGUCAAUGACGGCCUCUGAGACCGUCAAUGUAUCAUCUUCUAGACAAGCUUGCGGAAAUGUACUUGCUGUUUUCAUCCUCAUAUUGAUCGGAGUUCUCGCUUUCUCGAUCCGUCUCUUCUCUGUCAUCAAGUACGAGAGCGUCAUUCAUGGAUUCGAUCCGUAUUUUAAUUAUCGAGUUACUCAGGUACUAGUGGUUCAAGAGAAGAAUGGAACGUUAAGAGGAAAGGGAGUGUGGAAGUUCCCUACCGGAACGAUCAACGAGGGUGAGGACAUUUGUGCUGCGGCUGUGCGAGAAGUUAAAGAAGAAACUGGCAUUGAAACUAAAUUUGUGGAAAUGCUGACAUUCGGAGAACACCACAUGGCAUUUUUCGAAAAGUCGGAUCUUUUCUUUGUAUUUUUGCUGCAACCCUUGUCCUUCAACAUCCAAGUUCAGGAAUCAGAAAUUGGGGCAGCUCAGGUGCCAUGUGCCAUGUGCCAUGGAGGUACUAUUGUGAUGGAAUCUCCUUCGACAUAUCUUUUUGUUUUGCAGUUUAUCAGCACAUGAUAACUUUGGCUCGAAACCAGUCGGAAUUGUUAUCAAAUGAUUGUAGAAAUAUUAGUUCACUUGAGCAUUUUCAAUGAGUUCACUUUUGAUCCUUUUAUUUACAUGUGUUUAGAUGAAUAAAUUGUUUUAGUAUAUGUUGUUGCACUAUCUCAAGUAAACAUUAUGUGAAUAUGAUUUUGUUAAAAUUUUAGUAAAACAGUAUAAUAAUAUUUUUUCCCUUGGUAUUA